AUGGAGGGUAGCGGCGAAUACGGAAAAAGGACGGUGUGCCUGUCCCUGCGCUUGAAGAAACGUUACAAUACGUCCAGCCCUAACGUGACGCAAGUGACUGAGCCAUGUCCACCAGUGGUGUCACCACGGCCGGCUCCGGUGCCAUGUAUAACAGGCGGGUGCCAGUCAAGCGCUGACCUGGUGCUUAAUCAGGUGACCAACAAACUUGUAAGUGCGAUGAGCACAAUUCCGGUAAGUUCGACCUCCAUUUAUAUUUCUAAUUUCGAUCCGUCUUUUAACGAUUUCGAUAUUGGUGUGAGGAGGUAG
Molecule: messenger RNA, 306 nt
Organism: Pieris macdunnoughi
Lineage: Eukaryota; Metazoa; Arthropoda; Insecta; Lepidoptera; Pieridae
Source: the annotation of a GenBank genome assembly